UCCCGGACAGUCGGGCUUGCUUGACAAUCCGUGCCUUCACCAUCCGCCGCGUUCAUUGCUGGCUUCAACUGUCUAGCUAUUGCUGCUGUUAUUAUCAAAACUCCGUAUGUGUGCCUAGUUUUAUAGGUGCCCCAGUGGCUACGCCUGCCAACUCGACUCCUGUUGCGACCCAUGACUUCCAAAUCAACGAAUAUGUCGACGCUUUUGGAUUUCUCAUUUUCUCCUCCUAAUCGCCUGAUUACAUACCUCCACACGCUAUCCAGGGCCAAAAGUGGUCUGCCCCAUCAACAACUCGUUUGUGUAUGCGCCUCUCAUACCAUCACCAGCACAAAUGCUCUCCUCGAACUGGCAGCUUCCAUUGGCCCUCAAAUAGCGAUUCUGCAGAUUCACGCCGAUAUUAUCGAUGACUGCUCGGAAGAGACUGUUCGUCAGCUGACGUUGCUGGCUAAGAGAUAUGGCUUUUUGAUCUGGGAGGGUGGGCAGAUCUUAAACGCCAGGGUUGAUGCCGUCGGGGAACCAUCCAAAGAGGCGGAAAAAGCGGCCAUAGAUCUGAUUCGGAAGAAGUACACCAGAGGGGUCCUUAAGAUAGCAUCGUGGGCGGGAAUUGUAACCGCCUGGGCGCCUGGCGCAGAUGUUAACAAUCAGGAGGCUGAUAUCUUGAUUCCAACUUUGAGAGCUGCCGCUAGGGAGGCCGUGGCUGAUGCUGUACAAACGGUAACGACCGAGAUAACAGCUGGAUCUGCUGCAGAUAAUGCACCAUGUUCGCAUAAUCCCGUCAGCAGUGAUACUGUUCAAGACACCAGUUCCGAGUAUUCGGCGGACAAUAGCAAUGUUGGGUUGCCUUCACGCAAAGCUUCUACUAUCUCCCUUACGCACACAUUCACACAACGCACAGAACACUCAGCAGAACAUCCUCUGAAACCAGAGAUUCAAGAGCAGUCAUUCAACCCCAAGGAUGGAAAUCAGCCAUUCAGUGGAUCAUCCAUGGAUUAUUUUCCUCCACCACCGCUUCUCACCCGCGGUCUUGUGCUCUGCCUUCCUUCUGUUAACGAUUCCUCCUUUACCCCCGAAUACAGACAAAGUUGCAUAGCUGCUGCUCAAGCCAACCGGGACUUUGUAGCAGGAUUUCUUUGCAGUGAGCCGUGGGAUACUAUCUCACGAAGAAGCGAUAUUCUGGAGAUCGAGCAGUUAAAAUUCGACGGACGAGGUGAACGUGAUAUGAGCUCUUCUGAUGAUUACUGUUUUGCCAUUUUCUCGCCCCUUUCGAACAGGGUUACUGAGUUCCAACCGGUGAAUAGUCAGCCUACUGCCGAUUCUGAUAUUGUAAAGUAUCCCAAUGGGGAAGUCAGCCCAACCACUCCUGCCAACGGAAACAAACAAGCAGAAGCCUUUAAUCCAAUAGCAACUAGGUUGCAGUCCAUUGUCGAACGGGCGAUUCAACUUAAAAGGUCUCUGGACGGAGCUGAUUCGGAGAAUACGUUUACUUCUGGUCUGAGACUCAUGCAUAUACCUAUCAUAACAUUGCCGUGAAUGCUUUGUUUCUAUUUCUAUUUUCUCUUUACUGGACAUUACCUUGUAUGGUCAGCAGAAAUGGUGUCAGCAUUCCAGCUUGUCAGUGAUGCCAAAAUUCCUUUCUGUUAUACAUAUUAUGAUGAUGUAUGCUGUUUGAAUUUCUGUAAAAAGUGCACAUAUUCUUUCUUUGCUACAUCUUGUUGUGCGCUCUUACCAUUUACCAACCAUAAUUACAAGGGGAUGUGUAUGUCUGUUUUCUCCACCAUCCCUUAAUAUACAGUGUCUUACUGUGAUAACUCAUGCUUCUACACACUUUCCUACUGUCUCCAAAGAAGAAGGUGCAUGUACCUGUGUUCCUGUUCCUCAAUUAUCAAAAGUCCCUGUUGUUUAAUUCAGCAAGUUAUCGAUGCCUAGGUCACGUGCAGAGUCAAAACACAUAAAAUAUUACAUAUAUGAAAAAGUCUAGAAUGAGAUAUCCA
Molecule: messenger RNA, 1991 nt
Organism: Monascus purpureus
Lineage: Eukaryota; Fungi; Ascomycota; Eurotiomycetes; Eurotiales; Aspergillaceae
Source: the annotation of a GenBank genome assembly